Kickxella alabastrina is the source of this 5262-nucleotide messenger RNA. RefSeq names its product transport protein Trs120 or TRAPPC9 TRAPP II complex subunit-domain-containing protein. Gene Ontology annotation, cellular component: trans-Golgi network. The record is from RefSeq and is a predicted model, not a curated record. The coding region runs from base 208 to 5103 and encodes 1631 amino acids. The transcript has a single exon. Lineage: Eukaryota; Fungi; Kickxellomycota; Kickxellomycetes; Kickxellales; Kickxellaceae.
CUAUAAUUCAAUUUUUUUGGCCGCGUUUUGCGAGUCCAUUUUUGCAACGUCCACAGCGAGCUAGCUCUUCUAAACCUGAAAUGAACUACCACUUGGAUGGACCCCUCGAUUUUUCUCCCUCUUUGAUCUCCAGACACAGAUAUUUGCAACCAUUUCCUAUUUUAUAUUCACAACACUCGCACUCUUCCUCUUUCGAUUGAAUUAGCAAUGUCCGAACCAGCCAGCCGCGGGCAGACAGAGCAGGGCGCUUUCGACGACGACGCCCGGAUAAAGGACAUGAGCAGCCAGCAUUGCUUUGCCGCGUCCACGGUGACCGCGGUGGAUGCGGCUGGAAUUCGGGUGCUACUCGUGCCAAUUGGAGCAGCGCGGCAAGACAGGCUUACGCGCUGGACAAAUGCAAUUGCCCAGUUCUCGCAAGUGGAGCUGUCGGACCUACUGGCACACGUUGACAACGAGCUGCUCACUGCGAGCUAUGGCGGCAGCUCUGGCGGAGAGGGCGCCCUGCGGUUCAUGUUCACAACAAAUGUCAGCGAGGAGCACGAGUACCUUGAGGGCCUUCAGACAUACAGGCAGGUUCUCGGCGUCAUUGGCCUCAUCGACUGCGAGGCGAACGAGGAUAUAGUGGCAGCACAGGACGAGUUUAUGCAAAUGGUGUCGCAGCUGCCGACAGCUGUGGCAUACCGCUGCUUGGCAUUCGACCCCCAGGCUGACCAGGCCGAUGAUGUGUCCGGCGUAACCGUAAUUCCAAACGGCGACGAGAGCCUGUCAUUUUACUUGCAGACCUUGGUCAGCGACUUUGCGGGAACAAUGGUGUCGGCCCUGAGCCUGAUGUCGAGGUCAAUAGAAGACCGCGCAAAUUUGCAAACGCCAACCGAGCCAAGUCCCGCACACAGCCCGCCGGUGGUAUCAUCGCUGGACAAUGAUACUGCGUCGGCCGACGGCCAUUUCCGCCACAGCGGCGGCAAUAUUUCAAUGCACGAGACCACUGAGGCUGCUGCUCACAGCAUAGCGCGCCGCGCGUCGCAGGUUGCGUCUAAAGAGCAGCGCCGCGAAUCAACAACCAGCUUGCCCACGGGUUGUGGCCGGCGCGGCGGCGAGCUCGAUCGGGAUAUCGCGGCUCCCCCGUCGCCUAAAAUUAUAACCGGCGAGAAGCGAGUCCAAAAGCCCAACGAUACAGCCGGGGCUGGGCGACUGAAGAAGCUGCAGGGCGAUUUAUUCCUGAUGUCCGGUCGUCUGGCAGAGGCCUUCUCUGCUUAUGCAGCAUCCAUCAAGGUUAGCCGCGCGGUCGGCGACCAUCUAUGGCACGCUGUGGCCGUCGAAGGAUACUGUGCGGCGCUGCUGCUUUUGUGCGAGCGUCCACAGGAGCGCCGUCUUGCUGCGGCCUUUGUGUCAGGCAUUCCUGAUGUGAUAGCGCCCAUAGACGGAAGCAUAUCACCGCAGAGCGCCGGUUUGGGCGCGUUGCUGGCGCAGAUAGGCAGUUUGUUUGCGCAAGUGCCAGUGCUAUACGAACGCUGCUACACGUUUGCGCCGCUGCUGCAUGCCGAGGCUUGCCUGCGCGCUGCCCUGGUGCUGCACGCUACGCGCGAGGCCUUUUUGCAUGAUGAUGAGGCGGCGCUGGCCUCACUGGUGCGACUGCGGAACCAAGUCGACACUAUUAAGCCUGAGCGCAUGGAAUUCCAGACCUGCGAUGUCGUUGCCAACACGCGAAACAUUCCGCUGCGCGCAACCAUCAACGAGUGGCUCCAGCGUGGUUGGGCGAGCUCGUUCGAGUCGCUUGCACUGACGGACCAGCUCGAAAUGUCUGCCGAAACCAGUGCGCUGUUCCGCAGAAUCGGGUACUCGCGAAAGGCAUUCUUUUUCUUGCGCCAAUUUCUCUUGCUUGCCAUCCCCGUGCUGCUGCGCACAGCGACGGCCCAGCGCCACGUCGGUGCCCCUGCGUACAGCAUGAGCCCCAGAUCGCACCCGAGCGUGUCGUCGCGCACAGAUCACACGGCCCUGUCGGCCUUUCUGGACGGUUUCAGCGCAUUCAAUGCCGUGUCCUCUGCGGCUGCUGCAGCGGCCUCUGCGAGAAACAUGGCUAUGCACUCGCCCGCGGGCUCGCCCAAUCCGAUGCGCUCGUCCUUUGAUGUGCCAGUCUUUGGUGAUUUUCUGGCAUCGCCUGCCCGGGAGUGGUUUUCCAAGCCUCGUCCCAGCCUGCACCAUGCCGUGGUCGCUUGUCUGGACGCCCUUGUGUACUCGUUUGAGCUUGGGUCGACGCACUCGGAUGGCAGCGGCUGGAUGCACUUGCAGGCGGAUGUUCUGCGCGAGUGCCUGGCCAUUGCCGAGGCUCUGCCCAGUUACCCGCAUGCUAUUGCCACAGCCUUUCGUCUGGUGCGCUGCUUGAGCCAUCUGUCAGCUAUUGUCCCCGAUUCGCAGAGGCGGCCCUUGUUUGACGAGCAGCACAUGCUGCGCGUGUAUCUCUCGAGGACCAUCGGGCUGUUUCACCAGCGCUAUCACUUUGACCCGGCGGGCAACACAGACAAGAGAGCCGAGACUUCAUCUGUCGAUUCGGCUGAUUCCAACAAGCCGCGGGUGAUCGGCAGGGAUGCCUCGGUGGUAGGAGGCGUGCUUAAUUCGCUUUUAGUGGGCAUUCAGUUCUGCACUUUUCCGAAUAAUCCGAUGCCCAUUGCGGUUUCCCAGAAGCAGGACUCGGUGGCCAAGACAGCCAGCUCGCUGUUUCUGUAUAACCCGAGCGCACAGGCCCUGGGUGACAUGCCACCGCUGCUGGUUGCCCACGAGGAAACGCAUUUCGUUGCCACGCUGAGCAACCCGUUUCCGUUCGCGCUGCCACUGACCGACAUUCUGCUCAUCGGGCACGUGGAAGUUACCCCAGCUGCAGAUUCAGAUAACAAUAAUAACCAGGAUGCUACUGUGGUUUCUCAGAGCACGCAGUGCGUAAUCCCUCCUAAUAGCACCGGCCAAGUACUGCUUGUGGCCACACCGCGUACUUUUGGACAACUAAAGAUACUCGGCAUUAAGCUGUCUUUGUUCCAGCACCUGGCAAUCAAGUGCAUUCUGGCGGAGGAGGACGAGCACAAGGCCACGAGGCGCAUGAAAGAGCGCCCAAUUUGGAAGCGCUUGGAGGCCGAGCGCAACAGCCUCCUUAGCCUAGACAAGCCGCUGCCGGAUUCGCCAGCUGUUCGCCUGUCGGUGAUGAACUCGGGCCACCUGCUACAUACUCGGGUCGUGCCGGCGCUGCCCAAACUCGCUGUCAUCGAAAGCAGUCUGGCAUUCGAGGACUCCUUGAGCCUGUGCGAAGGCGAAAGCCGCGUGGUUACUUUAACCUUGGUCAAUGGCAGUGAUAUGGCAGCAGUGGACCGCCUUGGAGUUGCAUUUGAGCCGCUGGUUUCUGCUGAUGGAAACAAGUGGGCGGACGAGACUCGCGCAGACUCACAGCUGGGUGACCUGACAAACGCCGCCUUCAGUUACUUGCAGGUACCGUCGGAGGACAACGGCGAUUCAAUGUGUAUUGGGCCCAAGAGUAUUUAUCGUCUCAAGGUGCGUGUCUCGGGGAUUAGCGGCUUGAGCGGCGGUGAGAUUGUCGUGCGCUACGGCAGCGCUGCUACUGCUGAGUGGUCCAGAGAGCUGCGCUGGCCCUUGCGCGUGUCUGUUGUCCGGUUGCUCGCUCCGGUUCACGACUCCAAACCUCGUGCUGCUGGUAGCGGUGACUCGUUGACUGCGAGAUACUCGACUCUCCCGCCGUAUAUCUCCCGCGCACUUGCCACCCCCGAUGGCGCUGCAGUGAGUAACUCAAGCCGGGAUCUAGUCACCGUACUGGGCGAGGCAUUUUCUGAGCAAUCUCCCCUUGUGACGGCAUCGGGAAGUAUACCUGAAGCUGUACAUUGUGCCGAGGACUCAUUUUUACUGGCGGAGAUUAACCUGGCCAACAUGGGGUCAACAGACGUCGAGCUCACGGUUGAGACUGAUCUUUCGGACAAAUCGAGCAACGACGCUUACAGCUUAUCCUCGGGAAAGCUCAACCCAUCCGCGCUGGUGAAAUCUCUCGUAGUGCAUAUGCCCGGGCGCAAAUCACUCUCGCGCAUAUUUGUCCCACUGCCUCGUGUCCGUCUGGAUGACCACGUGCUGCGGUCUGCUGUUCCUGGACUAGAGGCGCACGGUGGGCCCGACCGAGCCAUAUUUUACCCUUGGCGCCAGUCUCUGUUGCAUACAGUCACUGAAUCGGACGAAAAAUGGUCCGCGGGCAUUGACAGCCGCGGGAACGACCGCCAAUUUGUGCUGACAAAUACGCGCGACAUGAGCGAGCAGGACUUGGAGCAUCACCGCGAGAUAUACUGGUACCGACAGGAGAUUUGCAACCGUGUGCGUUUGCACUGGGCUUGCCAUCAGUCUGGCAGGUCCGGGUUCAUUGACCCGCGGACACUGUUUGCGCCGAGUGAGGGCGAUAUGGAUACCAUUCGGCGCAGGGGACUAGACAUACGAGUGUCCGUUAAUGGCGUGGGCGCAUGCCGCGUGGGUGCGCGGCUUAUCCGAGCGCAGUGUAACUCUGGCCAUGCGUGCCAUGUGGAGUUCCAGCUUACUAACCGAUUCAGCCGCGAUCUCGACCUGGAGAUCAGUGUUUUAGUUGUCAGAGAUGUCGAAGACGAUGAUACCCCGCUGGUUAGCCAAAAUCCCACGGCUUUAUUCUCUCCAAAUUCUAAUGCACGCCUGCUUGUGAAUGAGAACCAGGCACUGGCAUUUGUGCCAUUUGAUAGUGCUACUAGCCAAAGUGCGGCUGCGAGCAAUGGUGACUUUGCAUUUGUGUUAUCCGAACAGAUGACUGACAACAAUGAGCUACCAAAGACACAAAAGACGUUUGCGCAGCCGUUAUCGCCCAAUCUGCCUGCGCUGGAGCUCUUUGAUGACCUGGUGUUUGACGAUAUCAGCGGCAUGCGGUUACCCAAAAUCCCACCUGGAGCUAGCCACUCAGUGUCAAUGCCCCUCUAUAUAUUGUGCCCUGGGAACUACAAGAUCGAGUACACCGUGCGCGAACACUCUCGGUCUGAAGCAGAAUCAGGAGAAACUGUAUUUGUUCAAGAAGUUUUAGCUAUAGAUAGCAACCAGUAAAUUAUUUUAAUAUUGUUGUCUAUCGUCUUUGAAUAAAAAAAAUGUAAUUCGUUUAUGAACGCGUGAUUCAGAACAAUACACAUGUGUACAGAGACAUCUUUGCAUCGAAGAAUACGCGUCGUCGACUGCUAUAUAAAAAAUAUAUCUUGCAACGACAAG